Messenger RNA from Racocetra persica, 332 nucleotides. NCBI's taxonomy places the organism in Eukaryota, Fungi, Glomeromycota, Glomeromycetes, Diversisporales, Gigasporaceae. The record is from the annotation of a GenBank genome assembly.
AAGUAUUAGAUGAAGACGAAGAGUUAGUACAAGUAAAAUCUCUAGCCGUCACCACUGAUCUGGUUAGACGUAUUAAAAAAAUAAUAUAUGAAUUAUUUGCAAAGUAUUAUAAGUUUUUUGAUGACAAAAUAUUAUUUAUGGCAACAGCAAUUGAUCCAAGAUGCAAAAACCUUGAGUUUGAGGGCGCUAUAUUAAAAUUUCAAGAUUGUCUUAGAUCAGAAUAUAAUCAAAUUACAAGUAAUGAGGAUUUUGAAUCAUUGUCAAGAGAAAAUGUGGUUGAUCAAUAUCUUAUGAUAGAAUCAAUUGGACCUUUAGACAAUCCUCUUCAGUGA